AUGAGUCCAUGCUCCUCUUUUUCUAUAUAUUUUCUUUUCUUUCUCUUCUCUUCUCUCAACAUCCGACACUGUGUGGCAACUGAUAACAUCUCUUUGGGCCAGUCCCUCUCUGGAAACCAGACCAUAGUGUCGAAAGAAGGCAACUUUGAGCUCGGGUUCUUCGCACCAGGUUACUCUCGUAACUACUACAUAGGCAUCUGGUACAAAAAAGUUCCAGUCCAAACUGUAAUCUGGGUGGCGAACAGGGCAACACCCAUCUUCAACACCUCCUCUGCAGUGUUCAGAAUCUCAGAAGAUGGCCAACUGGGCCUUCUCAACAGGUACAAAAUCCUAGUUUGGUCAUCCAAUUCAACUCCAUCAACCUCAGAUUCCACGGUUGCAGUGCUUCUCGACACUGGAAAUCUUGUUAUAAGAAAUGGAUCAAGCACUACAAUUUGGCAGAGUUUUGAUCACCCAACUGACACCGUCAUGCCAGAAGAAUUGCUUGGAGUUAACAAGAUCACAGGGGAGUAUCAGAGCGUCACUUCAUGGAAGAACCCCGAGAACCCUGCACCCGGGCCUUUUGCUCUAAGAAUGGACCCUGAUGGAUCCAAUCAGUUUGUAUUGCUGUGGAAUGGUUCUGAAAUUUACUGGACCAGUGGGAUUUGGAAUGGCCAAUACUUCCCUAUAAGCCCUGGUACCGUAGAAAGCAGUCUCAUCAAAAUCACCUUCGUCGACAAUGAGCAGUGGAAAUAUGUCAUGUAUACCAUCCUCGACAGUUCUUUCAUCAGUCGGAUUGUGAUUGAUUCAUCAGGGCUGGUAGGGCAAUGGUAUUGGCUGAAUAGCACCCAGAAGUGGCAGCCAUUCUUUAUUGAACCUUUGGCUCGAUGUGAUGUCUACUCUCUAUGUGGAGCUUUUGGUAUCUGCGACCAGAAGAGCUCGAAUACUUGCAGGUGCGCCUAUGGUUUCGAACCAGCUUCAAUGAAAGAGUGGGAGUUCAACGUUUGGAACUCAGGGUGCGUGAGAAAAACCGGUUUGCGAUGCAGUGAUAAAAGCUCGGCUGGUGGAGAGGACGAUAGAUUCCUUGAGAUGACCAAUAUGAGAUUGCCUGACAAUCCACAGAAUUUGGCUGUUGGGAGUGCUGAAGAGUGCGAAGAGGCUUGCUUGAACAACUGCGCUUGUAACGCGUAUGCUUAUGUGAGUGGAUGCUUAAUUUGGACUGGGGACCUUCGGAACCUUCAACAACUCUAUGAUGGUGAUCGUGGAGCUGGUACUCUUCAUCUCCGGCUCGCUGCUUCUGACUUCCCAGCUUCAAGUAGCUCACAUAGGUUGGUAAAGAAUCUUACUCCUAGUGUCAUCGGUGGAAUUCUUGUGAUCUUUUGUGUUCUCUUCGGACUAAUUUGGGUAUCUCAAAGAAGGAAACGAGCUCGGAUGGCAAAACAAGUUGAGGGCUCUCUGAUUCAGUUUGCUUACCGUGAUUUGCAGCGUGUGACCAAGAACUUCUCUGAGAAGUUGGGCGGUGGUGGCUUUGGCUCUGUUUUUAAAGGCACAUUAAUUGACUCUACCGAAGUGGCUGUGAAGAAGCUUGAAGGUUUGAGACAAGGAGAGAAGCAAUUCCGAACCGAAGUGAGCACAUUGGCUGCUAUUCAACAUGUCAAUGUGGUCCGCCUUCGCGGUUUGUGCUCCGAGGGCAGGAAAAGGCUUCUAGUUUAUGAGUACAUGUCACGAGGUUCCCUGGACUCUCAUCUCUUUCCAAACAAUCCCACAGUUCUAGACUGGAGGAUGAGGUAUCAAACUAUUCUUGGGAUUGCCAGAGGAUUAAGUUACCUCCAUGAGAAGUGCAGGGAGUGCAUCAUACACUGCGACCUAAAGCCAGACAACAUACUUCUAGACGGGGACUUCUGUGCCAAAGUCGCAGAUUUUGGCAUGGCGAAGCUCAUAGGUCGUGACUUCAGCAGGGUACUGACAACCAUGAGGGGAACCAUUGGCUAUCUUGCACCCGAGUGGAUUUCAGGCCUACCCAUCACCUCCAAGGUUGACGUCUACAGCUUUGGGAUGAUGCUUUUUGAGCUGAUAUCAGGCAAGCGAAAUACAACGCACUCUGCGGAUGGGGGCGAAAUCUUUUAUCCUUCCUGGGCUGCAACGAGGGUCAUUGAAGGCGAUAUAUUUAGCUUAUUGGACCAUAGAUUGAAUGGUGCUGCUGACAUUGAAGAGCUAACCAAAGUCUGCAGAGUUGCUUGCUGGUGCAUUCAAGACUCGGAAACUCAGAGGCCAACAAUGGGACAGGUGGUGCAGAUCCUGGAGGGAGUCCUGGAGGUGAGCAUGCCGCCAGUUCCUAAGGCUCUUCAGCUUCUUACCGGGGAUCAAAGCCAAAUUGGUAAUCAUUUGCCGUCCACUGAAUACAAAGAUCCACUGGAUCAAUCUCAGGAUUUCCCUCAGUUAAGUGUUAAGCUAUAA
Elaeis guineensis (African oil palm) is the source of this 2436-nucleotide messenger RNA. Its product is annotated as G-type lectin S-receptor-like serine/threonine-protein kinase At2g19130. Lineage: Eukaryota; Viridiplantae; Streptophyta; Magnoliopsida; Arecales; Arecaceae. Gene Ontology annotation, molecular function: protein serine/threonine kinase activity; ATP binding. Gene Ontology annotation, biological process: recognition of pollen; protein phosphorylation. The record is from RefSeq and is a predicted model, not a curated record.